Messenger RNA from Wasmannia auropunctata (little fire ant), 1984 nucleotides. RefSeq names its product aquaporin-12A (gene AQP). Bases 799 to 1599 code for a protein of 266 amino acids. Gene Ontology annotation, molecular function: channel activity. The transcript has 4 exons. Gene Ontology annotation, cellular component: cytoplasm. Lineage: Eukaryota; Metazoa; Arthropoda; Insecta; Hymenoptera; Formicidae. The record is from RefSeq and is a predicted model, not a curated record.
UAUGAAGCGAGAGUAUGUUUACAGCAUCAGAUAUACAUUCUGCAGCGUUCGCGACGUCAUUGGUCCAUUGCGCCAGUUCAGUUCUCUGCCAGAAUCCUUAUCGAUUGUAUACUCACGAAAGUAUAAAAUUGUAUUUCCAAAUUUUGUUUUAUUGGGACAUAAUCUUAUUUUUUCUGAGUAAUUUUUUUUAGCCAAUUGUUUUGCAUACAUUAUUUUUUACAUCGGACCAACAGGAAUUCCGUUGCUUUAUAAUACCAUACUUCGAGACUGUCUCGGCGAGUUAUUUAAAGCACCUCGCGAUAUAUUCGCGUAGAUAUAUUUGGUACGCCUAGUUUUAAAUAACCGCUACGUGAAGCCCUACUCAAUGCGAAUGUCUCGUGCGCAAAGUAUUUAUGAAAAAACCGAAAUAACAGAAGUUGGAAUAGUAGCCAGUGUGAUUUGGUGAUUAUCUUGUAAGUUUUUACUGUGUUUCUCAAUUAAGCUGUGCGAUCGAUAGAAAUAGCAACUCAAUUACAUAAUGCAGUUUUUAGUUCCGCGUUUUAUUAUUGCACAUUGUCACACAGUAAAAUGUUCGAUAAUCUCGAUAAUAAAAAACAGUGCAUCCGACAAUUUGUAAAGUAAUGAUCCGUAAAAGCAUUACUUGUACAAACGCUGUAUUGGACGAUAAUACUGUAGGUCUGUCUUUUAACGUGGAAUGUAUGAUGUACCGUUUUAUCGGAUGUGCUUCAUUCACGCUCGUACGUUUUACAUUAUGUCUGAUGUCGCACUUGUUUAAAUAGCACGUAUCUUAAUAGGAUAAUGCCUGGAUCAAUAGACUUGAUAGUGUCCACAGCGUACAUCGGUGUCACGAUUUGGCUAGCAUAUUGGCUAAGGUUGUAUGCGCUAUUUUAUCUUGGUUCGUAUCCCCUCACGAGGACUCUGGUCCUCGAAUUCAUAGCUACGGCAGAACUUUGCGGGGCAUGUUUCGAGCUCAUUAUAAUUGCGGACAAUUGGGGAGUGUGGAUGUACGCGCUUUAUUUAUUUCUACUAACGAUCUGGUGGUCGGCAAACUGGGAUGACGCUUCGGCGUGUCCUUACACGCAUAUGGAGGAUGUGGUAAUACGUAAAAAGCCCCUGACUGUCGCGUUUUUGUCGAUAUGCGCGCAAUUGGCCGGCGGUCUUUUUAUAUUCAAGUACAUCCGAAUGUUGUGGGCGUUCCAAUUCGCUUCUACGCACAAGAACAGAGCCUACGGCGAUUGCACUACAGAUCUGCAGGUGUCCGCUGUAACUGGAGCGAUUGUGGAGUGCAUUGCAACAUGCAUGUGCAGAGUGGCAUCCCGCGUGCUGGGUGACUUGAACCCGAGAUUUAGUACGGUUAUCGAUGCCUUCGUGGGGACGUCUUUGGUGGUUGCAGCUUUUAAUUACACCGGCGGUUACUUCAAUCCUGCACUGGCGACUUCUUUAAAAUACGGUUGUCUGGGAACCUCAUCUCUGGAGCACGUGAUAGUUUAUUGGAUUGGAGCGUGCAUCGGAUCCAUCGCCUCCUUGCGCGUGUACCGUAUGCCGUUUGUACAGAAUUUCAUUCAACUUCAGGAAGGUACAGAUGUCGUAUAUUCUUAGAAAAAAAAAAAUGAUUCAGUAGAAUUUUAAGAGAAUGCAAAUAUUUGUGAUUUAAUCAUCAGUACCUCUUUAGCAACGUACAAAAGUGUAACAACGUACAAAAAUGCGUGCCAAUUAAAAAACGAUAAUUUUAUACAUUCCGAUUGUCGUGUAAAUAAUUAUUCAGCUGCGCGCAGUUCUGAUUACAUUUCGGAGUCAAAAAAUGGUUGAGCUUAAUAAAUAUUUUAAAAAUAUUAUGUAAUAAAUUAAUUGAUAUUGAAAAUUACUUAAUCGAUGUUGCAUUUUUACUUUUGCGAUCUUUUAUGAAAAAGAAACUGAUGACUGCGUGAUGUGUAGUUUAGGGCAGAAUACAAUAGAUAAAAUAUAUAAUAAGAUAUUUUUUUAA